Stereum hirsutum FP-91666 SS1 is the source of this 6042-nucleotide messenger RNA. RefSeq lists its product as uncharacterized. Gene Ontology annotation, biological process: late endosome to vacuole transport; autophagy; autophagosome assembly. The coding region runs from base 73 to 5703 and encodes 1876 amino acids. Gene Ontology annotation, cellular component: phosphatidylinositol 3-kinase complex, class III, type I; phosphatidylinositol 3-kinase complex, class III, type II; phagophore assembly site. The transcript is spliced from 12 exons. NCBI's taxonomy places the organism in Eukaryota, Fungi, Basidiomycota, Agaricomycetes, Russulales, Stereaceae. The record is from RefSeq and is a predicted model, not a curated record.
UCCAGUAUUGUACUAGUGAUACCUUAUACUUAAGUUUGCACCCACUCAAAACCGUCCCGCCGUCUCAAAGAUAUGAGCAACAUGGCUCUUCUAGAGACGCCAUCUCGUAUAUGGAGGCGUAUAGAAGACAAUGAAGGGCAAGAUAUGCCCUCUCUACCCUCUCUACCCGCCUUCGAGGACUCCGCAUACCCAGACCACACGGCCACCUCCGAAGAUGAUCACAACAACAACUCACAGUCAUUGACCGAUCCCAAUCUUUCGCUGUCUCUUCCCUAUACCUCUACGCCCGCAGCCAUCUCGGUCCACACUGCUACCACCAUCAGGCCUCCUUCGAGUACAACGAGUACAACACGGUUCGCACAUUCGAUUGAUAGUCGGAGUCAUGGACGAUCAGGCUCUGGUGCCGGGUUUUCUACUGUAUCUAAUACUGGCUCCUUCAGACUAGGAAGAUCCGAUACGCGAUCCCCUCAGACCCGGGCAAACAGCUUCACUCGCAAUAGCUUCAACGACAUCAGCAUAAUUCCUUCUCUGCCACAGAUAGAUCCAGAGCCUGGCAGUGAUGAGGACAUGGACUUGAGUGAUAGUCACGGUGGAAUGCUGAAGAGUACGAAUGCUGGAAGUGCGGGCGAUGCAGAUGGAGAUGAUUACUCACUUGCGGAGGCGCUGGGUUCUGUUAGUCGGACAGGUUCACCAUUUCCGCCGGAGGAGAUGGAAGUGGACCAUGGAUCGCAAUCGAAGUCAAGGAAGUACGAUUAUUCCAUCAAGUCAGAGACGAGUAGGAUACCCUUGCAGGCCACUCCCUUCGAUAAACUUCGCAACGUCACGUUACGGAAUACCGUAAUAGGGAGACGUACGCCGUCCCUUACUCAUACCAUUCCAUCACCGUCCUCCUCUUCAUCGAACUCGACACCUCAGAGCAGCCGGUCCUUUGGGCCUCCUCGCCCACGCGAAGCAUCACCUCGUUCACCAUUCGCGAUCCCCCUUCCGCCCUCGAAUAACAACUCUCCCGCAUAUGAAUACUCUCGAUCUCGGUCCUUCCCUCGACACGAAGAAGGGCAAGAGCAAGACAUCACAGAGGAAGCAAAUGACCAAACUAGCUCGCAACAGCCUACGGACGAUGAACAACGCCACCCAUACGACACGAGCGACAUGGACCUCGAUGUCGACGUCGACCUUCCUUCUCUUCCACACCCGGAAGAUAGUCCGCCCGAGCGUAGUGAGGUGAACGACGAACCCACUACCGAUGAGCGCACUGUCAGCUCGCAAUCCCACUCGCGAACUGUCCGCGAACCUACAUUUUCAUCUGAAGAGGCGACCCCAAUGCCGCAUUACCGCUCACCCGCCCUGGUGCUCCCUCCUUCGACGCUCCAUUCACCCACACCAUCACAAUACUCUAACGCCCUUUCUCCACCCGCUCCGUCCACCGCGCACUCUUCUCCUGCAGGGUCGGUCAUGUUCACGCCAACACCGGCUUUUCAACCACGACCUCGCGCUCGUUUCCAGAUCACUGCCCCCAUGGCCACUCCGGCACCGGCAGUGCCGUCCACCUCCGCUUUCUUCGGCGUACCGGCGACUCCUGCUAACUAUGGCAGCCAGGGUACUGGGGGAUACGACGAAGAACUUGACUUUACCACACCAUUCGCAAAGAAGAAAUCAUUCCUGAUUGACGUUAUUAACUCAACGGCAAGACCUCGAUACGCCGCCCAUCCUACACCUCACCCUCGCCAUGUCGCCGAGACUCCGGAACCAGUCUCUAGUACAAGUGGUGGCAGCGGCUCUGUUCGUGGUAACAGCCUCAGCCCCGCAGCGAACAUAACUGUGACUGCCAGUGGCAGCGGUAGCGGAAGUGGAGAUGGCUUGACGGACGAAAGCGCGUCUACUGGAGGCCGAUUGCAAGCCCCCUUCGUAGGUGUCACUCCUCGUCCCCGUGCGCGAGGCGGGCGAUUCUCCCAUCCUCUUGCUCAAGGUUGGACUGCGUCCUCCGAAUCAAAUGUUAAUCACGACGAUGCAAGAAGUGCAGCUCAUUCCGAAGGUUCACAAUCGCCAUACGAGUACGGGACUGAUCGAGCCUCAUUCAUCUCCACUGCUUCCUCGCACGAUCUUACGACUCAGCCACACGCGCGUGCUAAUGCAUCUUUCGAUCCUGUCAUGGGGCUAGGAGCUGGUGGGCAUGGAGUUGGAAGGUUCAAUGCAGGGAAGUUGAAUAGUUAUCUGCACGGAUUGAACAGAAGAUUGCAGGAGGAGAAUGAAGGCAUGGGCAGGAUUGUGGGAGCAUUGAAGGUGGAGAAUGGGCAUCUGGUGGCGGAAGUUGAGGAGCUGAGGAGGAUGGUAGAGAAUGGUAUUGGGGCGGAGACAGGAAUGGGGGGAAUGGAUCUAAGGAGUGCCGGCAGAAGGAGGAGGAGCUCAGGCGCGGGAAGGCCGAGGAUAAGUGAUAUCGGGCUUGGCUUGGAUAAUGUGGCGGAAGAUAUAGGUGGGGAGGGGUGGAUGGAAGAGAAAGUGGCGAUGGAGGAGGAAUUGGAGAACUUGAGAUCUGAGUUGGAUCGGUGUGUGCAGGAGAAGGAGGAUGUGAACCAGAGGUAUCAGGCAGAGAACGCGGAUCGCAUGAAGGAUAAGGAGAGGUGGAGAGAGCGUAUGGGCGAGGUGGAAAAGGGGGUGGAGAGGAUCGUGCAGGACUUGGAGAGCAAACUGGCAGAUGCGGAGGCCAGAGCUACUGGGGCCGACAAGAUCAAGGAGAACGUGAAGGAGCUGGAGAGGGCCUUGGAGAAAUGUGAGGCAGAGAGAGAGUUUUCCGUGAGGAGGGCUGAGCAGGCAGAACGGAUGAUGGGAAGUGGGGGCGUCGGCCACGAACUGCGGGACGCGAACGAGAAACUUGGUCAAACUAUGGCUGAGCUUCGGGACGCCAAGUCCCAAAUUCGAAGCCUCGACGACGAGCUUACGGAGGCGGACAACCGGAUCUCUAACCUCGAGCAGAAGUGCAGGGACGAACGAUCAAAGUCUCGUGGGCUCGAGGAACAGCUCAAGGCGAAGGAAGAACAGUUGACUACAGCCGAGCGCCAAAUUGCAGAGAAGGAGUCGGUCAUACAGGAUGCAGAGGCGGAAUUGGAAGCUGCUCAAGGCUACAUCCUCAACCUCGAAGCUGACGCCACCACUGCCGCCGAACGCAUCCACGUCCAGGACGAGGAACUCGCUGAACUCCACGACAAGCUUUCUGCUUCUCGUGCCGAAGACGAAGACGCCCAGGAAGCCAUGGCCGAACUUGAGGAAGAGGCCGAGCGCAACAAGGAGCUUGCUCGUCAGAUGGAGGAGGCCCUCGAAGCCACAGAGGCCAAGAUGUCCCAGGACGAGGCAGCAUUGACAGAUCUUCGUAGCAAGUUGGCUGCUCUUGAGCGUAAGCGCGAACACUCGGGCUCCCAUAUUGAUCCUUCGAGGGACAUGGACACUGCUUUUGAAGAAGCCGCGGCUCAAGUCGAGGCGUUGGAAGAAGAGUUGGACGAGGCGCACAAGGAAAUCGGGAGGUUGAACGGCCUGUUAGCGCAAUCUCCUGCUCGCAAGGCCAUCGACAGAGCUCGGGACGCCAAGGUUGAGGUGCUGGAGAGGGAGCGAGACGAGUUGCUGGAGAGGGUUAAAGGUCUCAAGAGUAACUUGUCCAUGGCUACGCCCAGCAGGAUCCUUAGCAACACGAGCGGCAUCUCUCCCUUCCAUCGCCACGCCCUCAAUAUGACGUUGAAGACACCUAAGACGCCUGGAGCCCCUUUGAAAGACCUUACUUGGUUGAAUUCCCCCACGAAUGGUGGUGUUGAUGCAUCGCCCUACGUUCACGAGGUUGAACGCUUGCAAAGUGAGGUCGAAGAGCUGAACGAAGUUCUUGACGAAAAAUUGGACCGACUCCAAGAGGCCGAUUUCGGCGCCGUCCGGCUUAGGCAGCAACUUGAAGAAGAACGGACUCGAGUUGUGGCCGUGGAAGACGAAAUAGCGCGAUUGAUGAGAAAAGAAGAGCGUAGGACACGUAGACUCGAGAAGGUACGAUGCCAGAAGUGCCAUACGAAGGUCGACAUGCAUGCUUUCAGCCGACUUGCCGAAGGAGAUGAGAGCUCGAUCCUAGAACGCUCGUCGUUGAACCUCUCUGAGCCUCCUACUCCACCCAACAAAAGCUCUGAAGCCCUCCGAUCUGAGCUCAAAGCCGUGAACUCACAACUUCGUUCCAUGAAACGUCAAUGGGACGAGGAAAAGCGUAAACUUCUCGGUGAUCAGGUGGCUUUGAAGGAUGCAGCGAAUCGCCUGAAUCAGGAGGUUCAAGAGGCGAAGGAACGAAUCGCGGAGAAGACACGGGCAGGAGAGAGGGCGAAGGCUGGUGUACAGGAGGACUUGGAACAGGCUAGAAAGGUCAUUAGCGAACUUGAGGACGCUCUUAAGACAGAGCGUACGAGGUUGAGGGCGCUGAACGCCGAGCAAGGUCGUUGGGACCGGGAGAAGCAGGACAUCAUGCUUCAAUUACGUCGGACAGAAUCUGAUAUGGAAGACGUCAAACACCAUUUGCAGCGGGUCAAGAAGAAUAGUAACGACCUCGAAGGCGAGCUCCGAGUCACUGCCAAUGCCGAACAGAAAGCUCGCUUGCUCGAGAGCAAAGUCGCCGAGAACCAGGACACUAUCGAGCAACUGCGUCAGGAACGUUCCAUGCUCGCCGCCGACCACAAAGCCCUCCAACGACGCUAUACAGAGGCUUCAGAGCGCCUUGCCAAGCUACGCGACGAGCGCGCCGCCCAUCAAACCUCGCACGACGAUCGCCGUCACGCACUCGACCUUCGUCUCCUAGAGAUCGAAGAUCUUCGCCGUGCCCUCUCCGAUCUCACGACUGCCCAAACCGAAACCCAUCGCCAAACCCAGACCCUCGCACAAACCCAGACUCAACUCAGCCAGACACACCAACAACAGAAAGAACAGCUCCAGCACGAGAUUGCACUCAGGAAAGAACAUUCUGAGAUCAUUUCCUCGCUUGAGGCUGAUCUGGUGCGUAUGAGGAAGUCAGCGGAGGGGUUGGGCAAGGAUUUGAAAAAGGAGAGGGAGCAGAGAGAGAAGGAGCAGAAGGAGAGGAAGGAGGAGGAGAGGAGGAACGAAAGAAAUCUCAGGAAGGAGGUGGAGGACAUGAAGAGAGAGGUGGAGAAGAUGGAGAGAGGUAAGAAGCAGGCUGGGGCGGAGGUGAGGGUGUUGAGAGAGCGGAUCGGCAUGCUUGAGGGACAGAAGAGUAGUUGGGAGGAUCAUGUCUGUGAAGCGAACGGCGACCAGGUCGAAGCUCUACGCGCGCAACACAAACUUGAGAGCAAAGGGCUCAUCGUUCAGAUACGGUAUCUCAAGGCCAAGUUCACUCGUGAGAGCAUGCUUCGGAUAGACCUCGCGUACCAGAAGAAGUAUUUGAUGGUGUUGCUGGCUCGAUCUGAGAGAGGAGAUGAGAAGAUCGUGGCCUCCAUCGCGCGGAUCGGGUUCCCGGUAGCUCCUGUGGUCCAAAAGACGUCGAAGAAGAGGAAGACGGUGAGGGCGGUCGCGCUGGGUGUUAUGUUCUUGCAAAGGGCCCGUCGUGCAAGCGAAGUCUGGCGGAACCAAUGUGCUCAGAAGCCCGCAGUACAAGCCGCCCUUGAGGAGGUCCGACGCAGACGAGUCGAGAACGGCACAGGUGGUCGAGCUAGCGGUAGUGGCAGCAGACCAUAGACAUGAACCAUAUGUACAUUGGCGAUUUCCUUUACAUUUCAUUGGUCAGAUAUACUCGCAUCCAGUUUCUAAGAGUCCUAAUCUCCUCUCUAUGUCCUUUUUUCGCUGGUUUCGUAGUCUGGAUUAUGGAUUGACUGGGAUUCGCUCGAACCAGCAUGACAUGCACUGUGUCAUUGGUUCACUUCACCUCACUUCUAUUAUUCACUUUCAACUUACUUACAAUACAGCGACACCGGUCUUCUUUCGUUCCUUCCUUCUCGUGCUUUCGUCUGUCGUGUUCGCGUUCUUCGAUCUCCGUGUUUUGUGUUCUCAGCUCUGUCCCAUUCAACGAUGUAUCCC